This is a messenger RNA of Ostrinia nubilalis (European corn borer), 1662 nucleotides long. RefSeq lists its product as uncharacterized. NCBI's taxonomy places the organism in Eukaryota, Metazoa, Arthropoda, Insecta, Lepidoptera, Crambidae. Gene Ontology annotation, cellular component: nucleus. The transcript is spliced from 4 exons. The record is from RefSeq and is a predicted model, not a curated record. Gene Ontology annotation, biological process: maturation of SSU-rRNA from tricistronic rRNA transcript (SSU-rRNA, 5.8S rRNA, LSU-rRNA). Bases 127 to 669 code for a protein of 180 amino acids.
AAAAUAAAGUCAGUCAAGUCGUCAACUUCAAUUUGAGAGGUUACCCCAGAUGUGAGCGUGUGAUUUUGGGUUUUGUUUGCGAAUAUACGAAUUCUGUAUUCUAUUUAAACAAGUUUAAGUGAAAAUAUGUUGUACGACGAUUUCAAACCUAUAGUCGAUUUGGUGUUAAAUAACUGGACAGCCUUACAACUUGCGGUUGAACAUGGCAUGGGUGCACCAGGCGGGGAAAAAACUGCCCAGCUGAUGUCAGUUUACAUAGCAAGGUUUUGUGUGGAGAAUGUAGUAGACAUCCCAGAACUAACAGAAGUAAUAGAGGAUCUUAUGGACGAAGAAUUUGAUACCGUAUGCCAUGAUAACUCGCCAAAAGAAAUAGCAUCAGUGCUCCUUAUGUUCCUGAGUUUGCUGAAGGAGGGCCAGCACGAUGAGCUGAGAGCUAGAAUCGAAGCUAUGCCCAAGUGCCAGAAGUGGCUCAGUCAGCCGAUACAUGAAUCGGUACCUCCUCAAUACCAUGGGAAUCCAGAUGACGACACAACUAGUAGCAGUGGAGAAGAUGAUGACCAAACAAAUGGAGAAGUGGCUUCAUCAUCCCACCAAAAUAACGAACCCGAACCAAUGGAUGAAGACGUUGAACCCGGCUGGACGGUAGUACGGACACGGAGGAGGAAAUAGACUAGCAACAUAAUAACUCAUAUUAUAAGUUUGUUAUCAGUUUAGAUUCACGAUAGAUGAAUGGAAGAGACCGUUUUGUCAGCUUCUGUGAAAAACCAGCUUAAUGGCAAGCGUACACUUUGUGUGAUAGUGGUUAGAGUGUAAUGAUUAUGACACCUCUAGUCACGUUUAGAUGCUGAAUAAAUAUACAGCAACUAAUCAACUUAAUACUGAUAUUUUUACAAUAUAAUGCUCUGGCACCUUACAAGCAAAGUAGAUUGUGAAAAUUUGAAAAAACUGUAGAUUAGUUUUAAUAUAAAACUUUUUAUUGAUCAACAAAAGUAAAUAAUUCCUCAAUCAAGUACCUACCGGUAUAGAUUUUAUAUGUAUAGAAGUAGUACUUGCAUUAAAUAGAAUGAUUGUAAUGUAAUAAUAUUAAUAUGCUUGUUAAAGUGAAUGUUAGCUAAAUUGUGCUAGCCUUACUUAGGGUGCAACUUAGGAUCAUGCAAUAAAUAUUAUAGAUAUGUUUUUUAUCUUGAAUAUGUAUACUUUUUGCCUGUGAGAGUUAGACAUUAAUGUUUUAAAUCAUGAUGAUUUGUUGAACUAAAAUAUUUGAAUUAUAAACACCACAUAUCACUAUUUACUGAGAUUAGUUUGCCUGAUUCAUAAUAACAAUCAAUGUACUUUUGUUUGUUUUGUUAGAAAUAAUAAUUUACACAUAAUAUUAUUAUGUACUUAGUAUGUGAAGGUAUAAUUUAUACAUUUUUGUAGAUACCUCAGGAGAUGAAAACAAUUUGCCUUUCUCUCAUCUUAAUAAAAUAUAAUAUUCAAAGCAUAUUUUAUGAUCUAAAAGUAAAAAUUAUAGAAAUAUAGUUUCCAAUCGUCUAUUUAAUACCAAUUCUGUGUAAGUAGAUAAAAUUAUUUUUACUUCGUUGAUAUUUAGGUACCUAUGUACUAGUAGGUAAAAAUGUUGCGUGUAUUUAUUUUUAUUAAAGUAACGUAUUUAAAUGUUAA